AUGGAGGACAGGAAGAGGCCUGCCGUUGGCAGCGCCGAUGACCUCGCUCCGCCAAGUAAGAGGGUUGCCGUCAAUGGAUCCAAGACCAAAGAUGAGGCCCCUGACAUGAAGGAGGAGAGCUGGAUUGAAGUAUAUACAAAGGGCGCCAUUUACCGUCAAAUGCAAGAAUAUAGUCGCAGGGCCGCCACGGCAGAAUCGCGAUUGGAAGAAGUACACAAACGAGCCGUACAUCAUGACGAUCAUAUAAGAAUAAUUGACGCCUGGUGGCAACAAGUUCUCGACGAAAUUGAGUUGCUAGCCGACGCUUCUGCUGCGACCAAGAAACUCGAGGGCCCUCCAUUUUUAAGCAGCGUUUCUUUCAAAGAUUUACAACACUUCCAAAGCCAUUUGCAGGACAAGGGAAAGGCCAUCGGGACCAAGACAGAAAAUCUACUUCAGCGAAUAGCCGCGCUUCGAGGGGAAGUUAAACCCGAGACGUCGGCUCUCGAAGGAAAAAUCACGGGGCUUCUCGCCGCUCAAAAGGAAUAUCUACUCAGAUUGGAUCGCCUCAAUAGCGAAAAGGAUGCCUUAUCAGAGCAGCUCAAUACUGCGACGCUACGUUAUUUCAAGGCCGAGAAAAAGCUGGACCGCGCCAAGAGUUCACAAGUGCAGAAGUUGGAACAGCAAGCAUUCGCAAACGCCACACGACCACCCUCCGCCACCAAAGAAGGCUCAGAAGAGCCAGUACCUUCAAUUGGGACAAACGCAGAGCUUCUCCUCAAGUAUGAGGAAACCACUGCCGCCGCUGCCAAGCAGAAAGAACAAUUGGACAAUCUCUUUAGGGAAAUACGAACCUUGCAAGACGAGAACUCGACAUGGAAGGCCAAACGCGAAUCCUGGUCAGAUGAGGAUUUCAUCAGGACGGACGUCUUUAAGCAAUUCAAGGGUCAAAAUGAAGAGCUCAUUAAGCGUAUCAACAAUUUGGAGGCGACAAAUAAGCAGCUUCGAGAAGAGGCCGAAAAGCUACAGUCUGAGCGAACGACGUUUCGAACACAGCUUGAGGCUGAUGCCAGCCAAGUCACUCAAGAAUUGGAGGCGGACAUUGCUGCAAGAGAUCAAGAUCUCGCCCGUGUUCGAUCUGCGCGAGAUGAGAUUCUUGCCGAGAACACGCAACGAAAGGCCAGCAUGGAGCAGGAGAGGCAAUCACUUGAGAACAUGAAGGAGCUCGUGGCCGCCAAAGAAGACCGCAUCUCCGCUCUGGAGUCGGAAAUUGCGAGGCUGAAGCCUUCAGACGCUGAGCAAUCAACAGCAGAUAUUUCGACAAUGACUGAGGAUGAGCUUCGACAAAGUUACAAAAAAUUGGAAAAGGAUUUUCAGGCCAUCAACGACGAACUACCUUCGAUAGAGAAGGCGUUUAAGAGGAUGAGGGAUUUGGGUCAGAAGAGGGUUAUGGACUUUGACGGUCUAGAGGAGAAGAUACAGCUUCUCAUUGCCGAAAAAAACAAAGCGGAUCAAAAGUACUUUGCGGCGCGCAAAGAUGCCGAUACGCGAAAUAAUGAAAUCCGAUCCUUGCGCCAUCAAAACAGUAAGAGCGCGGAGAUUAUUGCUCAAUUGAAGGAAUUAGAGUCGCAGAACCGCACAUUACUCGGCAACUUGGAAAAGCAAAUGGGCGAUUUGCGUCUAACAAACGCAACUCUGGUUUCAGAGAAUAAGAAGAUGGAGUCUGCCACACUUGAAGGAACACGCCGGAUCGAGUCUUUGAAUAAGCAGAUUACCGAUCUUACGAGCUUGGUAAAGUCGAAAGAUUCAGCAUCGGCAAUUGUCAAGGAGAGAAAUAUCCAGCAAGAAGCCGAGGUGGAAAAGCUCAAAGUGCGAAUUGAGCAUGCGCAAAAGGACCGGGACAACUGGAGAAGCAAGGCUUUGAGCAAUUCGUCGGAAGAAGAGGAGAUGCUGCGAACGUUUGCCCUUUGCAGCAUUUGCCGAAACAACUUUAAGAAUACGGCGCUCAAGACUUGCGGUCAUCUCUUUUGCAGCAAGUGUGUGGACGACCGCAUCAGCAACCGCAUGCGCAAAUGUCCUAGCUGCUCGCGCGCCUUUGACAAAAUGGACGUUAUGCCUGUACACCACUAA
Beauveria bassiana ARSEF 2860 is the source of this 2109-nucleotide messenger RNA. Its product is annotated as RING-12 protein. The transcript has 4 exons. The record is from RefSeq and is a predicted model, not a curated record. Lineage: Eukaryota; Fungi; Ascomycota; Sordariomycetes; Hypocreales; Cordycipitaceae. Gene Ontology annotation, cellular component: nucleus; HULC complex. Gene Ontology annotation, molecular function: ubiquitin protein ligase activity; metal ion binding. Bases 1 to 2109 code for a protein of 702 amino acids.